This is a messenger RNA of Oryza sativa Japonica Group (Japanese rice), 1454 nucleotides long. The record is from RefSeq and is a predicted model, not a curated record. NCBI's taxonomy places the organism in Eukaryota, Viridiplantae, Streptophyta, Magnoliopsida, Poales, Poaceae.
UUGGAAUUACUUUGAUUUAGGUUCAAGGGCAAAAUUGGAGGAUUUCUUGGACCAUAAUUCAUAAUAGUAAAAAUGGUUUUCAAACUAAAUUUGAAUAAAAGAGUUUUAGUCGAAAGAAGGUUUAAUAUUCGAAAAUAGAAUUCCAACAAGAAAUACCAAAUAUAUUUUUAAAUGAAAAACACAAAAGAGAUUAAAUACCAUAGAUGUUUUAUGCGCGUUAGUUUUAGGAGGUCCCGCUAAUUAUAUUUUCCUAGGUCUAGAAGGUUAUUAAGAACAUAAGAAUCAGCAUGAUGCAAGAUUAGAAAAUGACACAUUUUCAGGAUGUUACACCUGAUCCAAGAAAGGGCCCUGAUGAUGAUGAAGAAGACAGGGAGCAGCGCUCCCAGGGCCAGCAUAGGAGCCGCUCCCUCUGGAGCCGUGUUGGUGGACGAUCCUCCAGCCGGAGCAGGGAACCGGUUGGCAGUGAACGUCAGGUCUACACUCAAGAUUCGCGUGGGCGGCAGUGGGCAAGGGCUCCCUCUGAAGGCAGAAGCCGCUCCUACCGCUCUCGCUCCCCAAGUGAGGUACGUCCACCCCCGACUACCCAAGAAGAGGUACAAGAUCCCCAGCUCAGUCAGCCCUCUCCUCAAGUUCCUUCGCCUUGCAAGAAUGCACAACCGCGCCGUAGUGGGAGCCCUGACGCGGGCGCAAAUUUUACUGCCACGCAUUUUUCUUCUUCCUCUCCCCAUGAUGUGCAGCCUGAGCUACUGAUCUUCUCGCAGGGACAGGUGCUGGACAUGCUGGAAAAACACCUCGACCCCAUGCUCCAUGAAGCCACUAUCCAGCACUCCAUGUACUCACCAGUCUUCAUCCCUUCCAGCGCCCAGGAGAUCGUUGUGGGGGCUGCUACAGAAAUGCCUCCAGGGGCCAGGAACUUGAACGAGCUGGUGGCAGGCCUCUCCACGCCUGUCCAAGCGGCGCAUCUUCCAACCCCUGACGUGAGCUCUCGCCGUCCUUGCCGCAACAAGCAUUUCAAGAAGCCGCUGUCCCCUGCCUCAAUGAAGAUGAUCACAACCCUGGUUGAGAAGGGAGGAUGCAAAGGCGCCCGCCUGAAGACCGCCAAGAAGAAAGCGGUGGUGGUGCCGGUCUGAUGCUCCCUCAGCUAUGCAGUCCCUGUGAAGUGAUGAUUGCUGAUAUGCAUCAUCUCAUUCUAAAGAGUUCCAGCGCCAGCAGUUGUCCCCCACUCCUGCAGUCCUGCCUCCAGCUUGUGUUACUUUUGGUUGUAGUAGUUGCAUCAACUGUGUACAGCUGUCGCACCUGUGUUUCUCCCAGCUUUGCUGGCUGUGUUUCGGUGUGCUCUGUAUGCUGCUUGCCGACUGAAAUGUCAUCCCUAGUUGCCUCUCUGUUUACACUAUGUCACGAGACAAUGUUCAUCUGUUCAAUUGGAAUGUAAGAGGGCUUAAUGCCCAAGCAAA